AUGAUGCUCCGCCUCUCACGCCGCCGUCUCGCCGCGUCCACUGGCGGCUUCUCGUCCGCCGCCUUCACCGGCGACGACGGCGGCACCUACGAGAGACGCAAGGGUGAGCAGGAGCGGCUGAAGCGCGAUCAUCAGCAGGAGGGCGCGGAGGCGCAGGAACGGCAGCCCCACAACGGAGGUGAUGCCCAGCACGCAGGCACACCUGUAUCUGUCUCGAUGUCAUCAUCGUCCUUCUGGGAGGAGCCGUGCUCCCCAAGUGGGUUUCACGGCACAAGGGGCAGCAGCAGCAGUGGCAGUGGCACCGCCGCCAAUACUGCUGCAGCCGAUGCGCCCCUUGCGCGACCGACGAUUGACACGUACCGCGCGAUGACAGACAGCGAGCUUAUCGAGACACUGCGGACCCGCGACGAACAGAUUCAUCAACUACGUGCUAUCUACGAGGGCUUCCACUACGAGGCGGACAAGCACUUUCGAAAAAUGAUCUUUGACUACCACGACAAGACGAUGCAGCUGUCGCAGGUACACGGGCGCAUGCAGCAGGCCUCGCUGCAGAUCAACCGCGAGGCCCUUUCGAAGAUGCGUGAUGAGCAGGAUAUGAUGACACGCGACAAGCGCAUCAUCUUCACCAUCUGCACGCUAUGGACGCUUAUCUUCUGGGUGUGGGUACGCCGUCACUACGUGAAGCGGCGUGAGCUGGAGCUGGAGCCGCUGGAUGGGCGGGAGUGGGCGCAGAUGAGUCCCUCCGUCACCGGCGCCGGCAGCUACAACGAGAACGUUUUUGGCAGCAACAAGCGCAAUGCGCGUUUUACUGAGACGGCGUGGGAGCGCGAACUGCGCGAGCGCCGUGAGGCGCAAAACCUGCGAGACCAGGAGGCCGCCCUUCUUCGGAACCAGAUGGAGCUGCAGAAAGCUGUGGCGGCGCAGCGGGGGCAGCCGCAAGCGUGUGCUGGUGACUCUUGA
Molecule: messenger RNA, 960 nt
Organism: Leishmania mexicana MHOM/GT/2001/U1103
Lineage: Eukaryota; Euglenozoa; Kinetoplastea; Trypanosomatida; Trypanosomatidae
Exons: 1
Coding region: 1-960 (319 amino acids)
Source: RefSeq, a predicted model, not a curated record